AUGGUCCCGAAACCGGAUGGCACCCUUUGCUUCUGCAAUGACUUCCGCUGCCUCAACGAGGUAUCUGAGUUCGACGGAUACCCCAUGCCUCGGUGUGAGAUUCUGGAGAAAGAGCGAGAUGAGGCGAAUGAAAAGUUGUCAAGGAUGGAGGAGGCCUCUGCUCAACUGCUCAAUGAGCUGGAUGUGUUAGAGAUGCAGUUUCAGAUUGAGCGGUCAUGCAGGGAGACCGCAGAGGCCUUUGCACUGAAAGUGAAUAAAGAUUUCAAGGUAUUAAAGAGGCAAAGCCAAGCUAUACUUCCCCUGAUUCCAGAAAUGCCAGAAAAUUUCUCCAUCCUAAACCUGGAACCCGAAGCUGAUCCCAGCUCCGAGCUGGUCUCUGAGGAAGAGAGCGGUGAAGAUCCACUUCUCAUGAGCCAGAAUCAAAUUAGAGAACUACAGUCAUCUGUAGACCGGUUACUCGGGGAAAAAAUUCAACUUACUGCACAGGUGGAGCUUCUUAAGAAAGAGAAGGAAGAUUUAAAGGACAAGUUGGUGUUGGAGGUCGGAGAGAAAGAGGCCCUUCUGCGAAAGUUCAGUAAGCAGAGCAGGACUGUGAAUAAAAUGAAGAGAGUGUCCCAGCUGGUUACAGAAGAGUUUACAGAGAUGUCUCAGAAGCUUGAAAUAGAACAAGGACUCAGGCAGCAUGCUGAAGUUUUUGCACACCAGAUGCUGGUGAAACAGCAGGAAAUCCAGAGACAGAUUCAGAACGCAGAGACUGAGAAACAACUAAAACAGGCUCUGAGUCAAGUGACUGAAAUCAGCAAAGCUCUGGAAGAGAUACGACUCUGUUACCAAAACCAGAUUUCUCAGACAGCAGCUCAGGAUCUCAACUCUCUGUCCGAUCUGGCCACAGUAAGAACAAAGCUGGAGAUCACCGAGAAUGAGAGGAGCGAGAUUGAGAUUCAACUGAAAGACUCGCAACAAUCUGUUAAUGCACUUCAGGAGGAAAUCAAGCUGCUCAAGGAUAAACUGAGCGAGAUGGAGCAACUUUCUUCCAUCCAAUCUAACCAGUCGAACGAAGCAAACGAAAAUCCAGCCGAUCCACCAUCACUGGUGCCGCCACCACCUCCUCCUCCUCCUCCUCCCCCACCUCCUCCUCCUCCCCCUCCUCCUCCACCUCCUCCUCCACCUACUCCUCCUCCAUCUUCAGCUGUCACUGACCCAUUAAAGGCUUUGAGGAACCGAAAGCAGGGAGGAAACAGCACCACUCAAACUGCGAAACCCGCAAUUACAGAGGAUAUGAAGGCCAGAGCUGUGGAUGAAAUGAUGGAAAGAAUCAAGAAAGGCAUUAUUCUCAAACCUAUUCUCAGAACACCACAGGCUGUGUCAGAGGAUGAAAAUGCAUGGAAGGAGCAAAGGUCUGAGAACCGGAAAUCAGCUGUGCUGGAAUUACAGGGGAUGCUGGAUUGCAUGAGGAGGUCUGGCCCUCGAAGGGUGGAAUCUAAAAAACGCUUCAGCCGUAAUGUUGGGGAGGCAGAGCUUCAGAUGGUGCUCCAGAGAAGGAGACGGGCUAUGGGGGAUGAAAAAGGGACCCCUCCUUCUCCAACCAAACCCAAUGAUCCACCUGCAGCCGUGUCCGUCUCGAGCUCUUCGCCCUGGGCGGGGGAGAGUGGAAGCGCCCCGGUGCUCCGGAGACUUCAGCAGAACCGUGAGAAGAGAAUCUCUCGCAUAAAGGCUUCCGAGUCCAUUAUAUGGGAAGAAAAAUGCCUCUUGGAAUUUGUUUAAAGUAAAUGUCACAAAGCUGAAUAAAGCAUUAACCCUGCUAACCAAGCGAUGAAAAAAACCAAGGACCCAUGCGUUCAAAAUUGAAUUAUGAAAGAAAUAAAAGACAUU
Molecule: messenger RNA, 1872 nt
Organism: Sinocyclocheilus grahami
Lineage: Eukaryota; Metazoa; Chordata; Actinopteri; Cypriniformes; Cyprinidae
Gene: shtn2
Product: shootin 2
Exons: 17
Coding region: 1-1764 (587 amino acids)
Biological process (GO): neuron projection morphogenesis; positive regulation of neuron migration
Cellular component (GO): cytoplasm; cell leading edge; axonal growth cone
Source: RefSeq, a predicted model, not a curated record